GCAAGAAGAUUAGUGACGAAAGAGCACGAUGGGUAACGAACUGGAACGAGCGGCUCGUGAAGCUGCCGACGAGCUGGCGAGUCAAAUUCCUUUCAUGGGAGGUGGGCUUGAAGGGCUUUCCAAACUUAGAGAAAUGCAGGAACAGUUAAUGCGUGGUGAAGGCGGCAAGCAGGCGUCAAUAGAACAACAGAAAACAAUGGCUAAACAGCAAAGACAUUUGUUUCAAAAUAUGGUCAAUACACUUACGCAAAACACGCUGGUCACCGAUGAAGACCUGUAUCAGAAAUUCAUGGAGGAUCUCAAAUCCGUCAAUGACGUCAUUCCUAGUGUUGACUCUACGCCGCUCAUGAUGGCCGCGGCCAUCGGUCGCAAGGAGCUGGUGAAACGACUUCUCGACUUUGGGGCGAACGUUGAUGCCAGUAACCGCUUGAAGCUAACCGCUUUACAUCUGGCCACGAUGGGAGGCAGCGAAGAAGUUGUCCAGAUCCUGGCCGAAGCAAAAGCCGAUAUCAACGCACAAAACUGCAAAGGUUCUACAGCUCUUCAUAAUGCCAUUAUGUUUCAAAAUUAUGGCUUAGUCCGAGACCUCAUCGAAUACGGGGCAGAUAUCAAUAUCAAAGAUAAUGACGGGGACAGUGCUCUCAUGUUAGCUGCCGUUGGGGGGGACACUGGCAUCGUCAAGGUAUUGAUAAGAAAUGGAGCUGAUGUAAACACCAAAGAUAUUCGUCAAUGGACACCACUGAUGGCUUGUGUCCAGAAUGACUACGAUGAGACCGCAGAAGCCCUUAUUGAAUGUGGUGCUGAUGUGAAUGCCGAACAGAUAAGUGGCGGAACUGCCCUGGACAUCGCUGCCACUCAUGGGAGUGUGAACACGCUGAAGGUUUUACUAAAGAGCGGAGCGGAAGUUAACCACGCUGAUAAAAACAGACACACGCCAUUGCUGGUAGCCGCAUCACAAGGGAAACUACUCACAGUGCAGAAACUGAUCAAAUAUGGAGCGGCUGUAAACCUAGCAGGCACAGACGGGCGAACUCCAUUGUUUGUCAGUGCCCUAGAAGGAAAUUCUGCUAUUGUUGAAUGUCUUCUGAAAGCAAAGGCUGACCCCAAUAGCACAGACAAAGAUGGAGACACGCCCUUGAUGUGCGCGGCCCAAAAUGGCCAUGCCGAUGUGGUUGAACAGUUGCUGGCAGCCGGUGCUAACGACUUGCAGGUUAGCUUAAACAACAACACAGCCUUGACCUUUGCAGUGAUGCACGGCCGAAAACGAAUUGUCCAAAUACUUUUGUCCAAACACGAGAAACCAUAUCCAAGAAUUAACAGGAGAGGAAGACAUGGCAUUGGACUGUUGCAUUUGGCAGCCGUUACAGGAACUGACGAUGUAUUGAAUCAACUGAUUGAGGCUGGAGCUGUUGUGAAUUUACCUGGGCCAGGAGGUCUAACUGCCCUGUGCACAAGCACGUUCUACGGAAACGUUGAUGUUUCCUUGAAUUUGAUUGACAGGGGGAUCGACGUCAAUCUUUGUGACAAUGAAGGGGACACGCCUUUACAUAUGGCAGCGAUGAAAGGAGACAUUACCAUUGUUAAGGCUUUAGUUGAUAAAGGUGCAGUGGUAGAUGGUGGUAAUGUCAAAGGUCGGACGCCAUUGAUGCAUGCUUCUAACAAUGGCCACACCGAGGUGGUUGAAUAUCUUUUACGCCAUGGUGCGAAUAUCGACGCAGUGGAGAUCAAGGGCUGGAAUGCCUUGAUGUAUGCAUCUCAGUCAGGACACACCAACACGGCCAUCGCCCUUCUUAACCACGGGCUUUCAGUUGAUACCAGGACAAGGGCCGGAGUCACCGCCUUGGGGAUAAGUGCUGGACAUGGCCAUAUUGACAUCGUGGAAGCUUUAAUCGAGCGCCGUGCUUCUGUCAACCAGAAAGACAAAGAUGGCGGCACUCCUCUCUUGACAGCCUCUUUUAGAGGGCAUGCCAGAAACGUUCACAUUCUGUUAACAAACAAAGCUUUGGUGAACAGUGAGAAUUGCAAAGGACACUCCGCUCUCCACGUGAGUAUACAUGAGGGGCAUGCCGAGGUCGUUGACCUGUUACUACAAGCAAAUGCAGACGUCAAUAAACCGGAUGCGGACGGGGAUUUCCCGCUUCACAUGGCUGCCUUGAAAGGCAACUAUCUCAUCACCAGAGCUCUCAUCCGCAGUGGAGCUCAGACUUCUGUUGUCAACAAAAAGAAGAUGACGGUCUUGAUGAUGGCUGCCUACAGCGGGGAUUCCCAAACUGUCCAUCUUUUAAUUGACAAUGGAGCCAACGUAGAUCAGUGUGGAGAUGCUGGCUGGACACCUCUCAUGCAGUGUACACAGUUUGGCAAAACAGAGUGCAUGAAAUUAUUGCUGGAGAAAGGGGCCAGUACAAAUGCAAGUAAUAACAAGGGAAAUUCUGCCAUUCAUAUCUGCUCAGCUAACGGUCAUAAAGAUGCCGUGCGAUUACUCUUAGAAUUUAACGCAGAUGCCAAAAUACAGAACAAUGUGGGCCUUACACCUUUAAUGUUGAGCUCCAACAACGGGUACACAGAGAUUGUGUUGUAUCUUCUCCAAGAUGAUGGAGUUAAAAAUACAUUAGAGCUCAGAGAACACGAGAAAGGAGACACUGCUCUCAUCAUCGCAGCAAGAAGAGGUCGAACAGAAAUAGUAAAAAAUCUCAUCAAGGCCAAGUGUGAUGUGAAUGCCACGAACAAAAAUGGGGACACAGCCCUAAAUAUCAGUGCAUCUUUGGGACAUAAGAGCAUUGUGGAUGAUCUACUGGAAGCAAAGGCGGAUAUUGAGAAGGCCAACUCUAACGGUGACACGCCGCUGUUGUCUGCUUCUACCUUAGGACAUCACCUGGUCAUUCAAACACUGUUAAAAUCUAGGUCAGAUAUUAAUAGAAAGGAUAAGAACGGGAAGACAGCCCUUGUUUUGAGUGCAGAAAAUGGACAUCGCCAGGCUGUGAGGACUCUUCUAGAGGUCAAGGACGCUCACAGCAAUGAAGUUAUACAACAAGCCAUGGCUGCAGCCUUUCAACGCAGACAUUCAGAUAUCGUCGAGAUGAUUGAAAAACAGACUGGACAAAAACUGGAUACAGGUAGGACAACUCUUCAUGCUGUAAUAGUAAUAGAGUAUUUCAUGUUAAAGGGAGGCCAAAACCAUAUCACAUUUUGUUGUUUUUCUUGUUUCUGGUAGAAUCUUCUUUCGAUAUUUAUUUUAAAAAGCAAGUGAGUCUAGAAGCGAUUUGCUCAUUCUUUGUUUUUAUUUGUAUGAAACAUUUUUUUGUUAAAAUCCUAACUUUAAGUAAUACGUAGAUUAAAAGCUGACCUAAAGGUACACCGUCAUACAAAAACGGUUUAAUUGUUAUAUCUAUUUCAGAGAGUUUGUCCAUAACCAAAGAGCUAAAAUCCAUACCAUUGAAGCUAUCGGGAUCCAGUUUGUUUGAGAGUGUCCUCAAAACACCAAAGUAAGAACAACCCUGUAUUGUAUGCAUGUCCUCAAAACACCAAAGUAAGAACAACCCUGUAUUGUAUGCAUGUCCUCAAAACACCAAAGUAAGAACAACCCUGUAUUGUAUGCAUGUCCUCAAAACACCAAAGAACAACCCUGUAUUGUAUGCAUGUCCUCAAAACACCAAAGAACAACCCUGUAUUGUAUGCAUCGGCGGUGGCCAAUAGCCUUUUUAAUAAAAUAUAUAUUUUAGCCACACAUGCAGCAACUUUAAUGGUUACAUUUUCUAUUCAAAUUACUGUAGGCCCUUGGCGUUAUAACUGGAAUGAAAAUAUAAUGGUGAGGGUAUGACCAUAUAAAAUGUAGAAUCCCUGUAUUUUGAAAGCUGUGUUAGCCAAUUGAUACUAUUUAAAAAUUCAUACCAAAAUUCAAAUCAAUUUAAUGGCAAUAGUCUGGGAAGCCGUCACGGUGGCAGAAGCUUCAUUUUUUAAAGUAAUUCUAUACAGUAAAUGAUUAAAAAAUGAAAGCUGUUCGAGUCCCACACAAAUAGCAUACCAAGGAAGUUGGGUCCCGAUCCAGACAAGUGAUUCUUGGUGAUUCGCCGUUCAAGAGCAUCGCUCAGCGACGAUUUAUUGCAGUUCUAAGAUUUGAUUGGCACACUUUUUUUUUUAAAUUUGCCCACUGACUAACGUGUUGCCCAUUGUGGGUAUAUGUAAUACCGGUAACAGAAUUGUGGGUAAUUAUAGUAACAGAAUUGUGGGUAUAUAUAACAGAACAGGAAGAAUACUAUUUUAAAAAUAUUUAAAUUCAUUGCAUCUCUUUAAAAAAAAUAUAUAUAUAUAUAAAAAAAAAACUUUUCAAAAGGAAGAAAAACUAAAAACCUUACAGUUACAAUGGCCUUACACUUACAAUGGCCUUACAGUUACAAUGGCCUUACAGUUACAAUGGCCUUACACUUACAAUGGCCUUACAGUUACAAUGGCCUUACAGUUACAAUGGCCUUACACUUACAAUGGCCUUACAGUUACAAUGGCCUUACACUUACAAUGGCCUGGUAUUGUUUUGUUUGUUUUUUUGGAAUGAGACAAUUAAUUAAGGAAUUAAACUUUUCAUACACUGUACAGUUUGAUAACGAGAAUUGAAGCCAAACAGAAAUGGUUCAUUUGGCAGAAUAUAGAGCAUAUUUUGACCCUUAAAAAAAGGGGGGGGGGCGGUGAGGGUAUUUUAAGCUAUCCACUAACACAUCAUCAAGUAGAGUCUUAAUUUAUAUAUAUCAAAUAGCCGCUUGAUACAUCUGAAUAGUUCUGUUUAUGUUACAGCAGACUUUGUGAUGAUCCCAACUCCAAUGAACGAAUAGAGCGAAGAAUUGGACACAGGUCCAUCAGGGAGUUUAGCACGAUGGAAGUAGACCAGGGCAUGGACAGUCCUACACCUGGAAACAUUACAAACAUGUAAAUAUUUAUAUUUGUGUAUAUAUAUAUAUAUAUAUAUAUAUUUAUUUAAAAAAUUAUAUAUAUAUAUAUAUAUAUAUAUAAUAUUCAUAUAGAGUAUUUGUUUAUAUAUUUUUUCCUAUCCAGUAUAUAUAUUCACAAACAGAGUAUAUAUACUAAUGCAGACUGUUUGUUGUUGUGUUACUUAUUCUGAAGUAGUUCUGUCCACAAAUGAUUGGAAUAUUUGAUCAACCAUUGGUGAAAACUUACGCUUCUUAAAAUGUAUAAAGAGAAGAAAAAAAAAUUUGUGUAAUUGACAUUCGUUUUUUGUAGAACAGCUUCCUGUCAACUUGCUUUCUUUCUAACCAUUUCAUAACUAAUCACCUCUACUUUUGUUAAUUAAAAAAAAACGUGAGUUCUAAAAUAGCUCAAAAGUUGGUAAGUUGAAGAACGUUAACUCAUCAUUUUUAAAAAAUAAAAAAUUUUUACCAAUAAAGUAAAAAGGAAUUACUUCACGCAUAAUAAAUGACAGGUCAAGAGAAAUCCACAGACAAAGACAAUUUUCAUAAGAUCAACGGCAAUAAAUUAGAAAUGACAAAAAGCUUUUUAAAAAAAAUGAUAAUUAACAUCACAUUCCAAACAUUAUGUGUUAGAUCAACACUGUUGAUAAUAACAUCUCUUUUUAAUAGCGUCGAGUUUUCCUUAUUUGGCCAAAAGUUAUUUCUCUUUUGUUACAAGUUUAAAAAAAAAAAAAAUAAUACAAUACAAAUUGUUGAAUGGAGCAUGUUAUUUUUUCCCCCCAGACACUACCACAUUGAUCAAGCUGAAAAUGUCAUUAUAGGAGAUAGUUCAAUGAUAAGAAGCAAGUAGAGGCGAACUGGAAUGAAGCUGGCUCCAUUACCUGAGGAUGCAGAAGAGUUUUAAUGGCUCAGAUUUGUUAGAGGAUUAUAAAAUAUAAUGAGCCACCAAAUCAUUUUGAACCAAUUAAAAUUCCUGAAACGACACAUCCAAAUGUAUAUGAAAGUACCAGUAUAGUCUGUGACACAAAUAUGCUCUUUUGGUCAGGUUAAAAAAACUAUUUAGGUGGAAAUUUGACUCAAGGUUGCCAAUCCAUCCGUAAAAAGUUUGCCUAAAAUGAUUUGCCCGUAAAAGUCUGUAAGACCUUUUAGAUGUCCGUGAAAAAUAAAAAAAAGUUUCUCAAGGCUUUAGAAAGGAAAGAAAACGGGACGUCUCAGCCUUUGCUUUUUUUUAUUUUAAAAAAUGAC
Lymnaea stagnalis (great pond snail) is the source of this 6161-nucleotide messenger RNA. The record is from the annotation of a GenBank genome assembly. Lineage: Eukaryota; Metazoa; Mollusca; Gastropoda; Lymnaeidae.